AUGACUGACCGUCCUACCCUUCGUCUGGGCUCUAUUGCCCCCAACUUCAAGGCUCUGACUACCCAGGGCGAGAUUGAUUUCCACGAGUUCAUCGGUGACAAGUGGACCAUUCUCUUCUCACACCCAGAUGAUUUCACACCGGUGUGCACCACUGAAUUGGGCGCGUUCGCCAGGCUUCAGGAUGAGUUUGAUCAGCGAGAAGUGAAGAUGAUCGGAUUGAGUGCCAAUGACCUUGGUUCUCAUGACGAGUGGAUCAAGGACAUUAACGAAGUCAACUCGACUCAAGUCAAGUUCCCAAUCAUUGCUGAUGCCGACCGUAAAGUCGCGUAUCUGUUUGAUAUGCUGGACGAACUUGAUUUGCAGAAUAUUGACUCCAAGGGAUUGCCUCUGACGAUCCGCUCCGUGUUCAUUAUCGAUCCUAACAAGAAGAUCCGCCUUAUCAUGGCAUAUCCUGCCUCCACUGGCCGUAACACUGCAGAGGUUCUCCGCGUGAUCGACUCAUUGCAGACUGGUGAUAAGAGAGGUGUGACCACACCUGUUAACUGGCUGCCAAACGAUGACGUGAUUAUCCCUCCAACCGUCAGUACUGAGGAUGCCAAGAAGAAGUUUGGUGAAAUCCGUGAAGUCAAACCUUAUCUUCGCUUCACCAACCUCCAACAGUAA
Penicillium digitatum Pd1 is the source of this 663-nucleotide messenger RNA. RefSeq names its product peroxiredoxin. NCBI's taxonomy places the organism in Eukaryota, Fungi, Ascomycota, Eurotiomycetes, Eurotiales, Aspergillaceae. Gene Ontology annotation, biological process: cellular response to oxidative stress; cell redox homeostasis; cellular oxidant detoxification. The record is from RefSeq and is a predicted model, not a curated record. Gene Ontology annotation, cellular component: mitochondrion; cytosol. Gene Ontology annotation, molecular function: thioredoxin peroxidase activity.